AGUCAAGCGACACUUUUCUAUUCCGGCCCCCGUUAUCAAUUCGACCGUCACGAUGCCUACAUUCAAAGCCAACGACGGCAUUACAAUCCAUUACGACACGUACGGAUCAAGCAAAAGCCCCCCUCUGAUCUUGCUCCACGGCUUCACAGGCUCCGGGGCAGUCUUCCAGCGCAACAUCGCUGCCCUCUCCCAACACCACCAUGUAAUCAUCCCCGAUCUCCGCGGCCACGGCUCCUCCGACAAACCCAAGGCCGGAUACCACGUCUCGCGCCUCGCCCUGGAUCUCAAGAACCUGCUCGACCACUUCAACCUUGCCGAUGCUGCGGCCGUGAAAGCCAUCGGUACGAGCCUCGGCGCAGCUAUCCUAUGGUCCUACAGCGAACUCUUUACUACACGCCCUUUUUCCCACAUGAUCUUCGUGGACCAAGCGCCCUUGCAGAACUACCUCGACGACUGGGGCCCGCAGUUUGGAAACCGAGGAUGCAAUUCCCUGGAAGCGCUCCAGGCGAUGCAAAAGACGCUCAUUAGUGAGCCGGAAAAGGCGCAUGUGGGGACCAUUGCGGCGUGUCUGGGGUACAGGUCGCAUCCACAGUCUGGGGAUCCAGCGCCCGAGUCGCAGGUUUGGAAGGAGGAUGAGGCGUUCUUUUUGGGAGAGGCGAUCAAGGGGGAUGGGUGGUGGUAUGGCAAGUUGAUGGCGGACCAUACGGCGAAUGACUGGAGGUAUUCGAUUGCGCAGAAUUUUGGCCAGGCGAGUGCGAGUGAGACGUGUGUGCUGGUGGUUGCGAGUAGUAGGAGUGGGUGUUUUCCUGCGGAUGGCCCGCUGAAGGUCGUUGAGUUGGUUAAUGGAGGAAAGGCUGAGGGCCGUGCAAAGGGGGUGACGGUGGAAUGGGGUGGUCAUUGGUGUUACUGGGAGAAACCAAAGCUGUUCAAUGAACUUGUGCUUGAGUUUUUGAAGUAGGGGUGUAUCAUAUGCCGGUACCAGUUACAAAGCAUAGUGGGGUAUAACUACAGGCCAUAGGCAAGGAAUGGAUGGAUGAUGAACAU
Molecule: messenger RNA, 1044 nt
Organism: Bipolaris maydis ATCC 48331
Lineage: Eukaryota; Fungi; Ascomycota; Dothideomycetes; Pleosporales; Pleosporaceae
Product: Alpha/Beta hydrolase protein
Molecular function (GO): hydrolase activity
Source: RefSeq, a predicted model, not a curated record